This is a messenger RNA of Andrographis paniculata, 3219 nucleotides long. RefSeq names its product probable apyrase 7. The coding region runs from base 357 to 2651 and encodes 764 amino acids. Gene Ontology annotation, cellular component: membrane. The record is from RefSeq and is a predicted model, not a curated record. Gene Ontology annotation, molecular function: nucleoside diphosphate phosphatase activity. The transcript has 3 exons. Gene Ontology annotation, biological process: nucleoside diphosphate catabolic process. NCBI's taxonomy places the organism in Eukaryota, Viridiplantae, Streptophyta, Magnoliopsida, Lamiales, Acanthaceae.
AGCUUUUUGAUCUGGUGUGAACCUGUGCGUGCUUCGAAACCUCUUUUUACCCCUCACCCAUUGGAGAGCGAUUUGGAUUUGGAAUGGCGGUGGAGUGAUUCAGCAGCCCACGCCUUCGUCUCACUGCCUCUUCCCUGUCCAUACCCGAAUGUGGAUCGAUCUGCUUUUGCUUGGGAGCGACCGAAUCAGUUGUUAGUACGGAUUUUUCGAUUUGAUCCGAUGGUAAAAAGGGAUUAAUCUAUUAGUUCGAUCAUUCUUUGCCUGCAACAGCCGAUGAGCUUAUACAUGACCUGCUGUAUAAGUACAGCAGCCUUUUUCCAGAGCAAUACUGAAACUUUCAUCUAGUUUCUGAAGACAUGGUUUACAGUAAACUUGCAGAACUGUUUUCCUCUACAGCAAAUCGUUUUUCCGGACAAAAGGCUUCUACUCCCCCAAACAAAUCUUCUGGAUUGCCGCCUUUUCCUACUAGUUCUCUUAAUGGGAAUCCCUUCUCCAACACAAAGAAGAUUCCCAUGAGACUGUCGUCGUCUCUUCAAGAUCUGUCUACUUAUAAUCUACUCGACUUAGAACGAGGCAACCCUAGCACUGGACCAGUACCACCAUAUCUCUUGCAGAAAGAUGAUGGCCUAUCGAGUUUUUCCAAGGAGAAGGCACCUCCCGGAACUUCAUCCAGACAGAAAAAGUGGGUACGAGUUAUCUGUGUCCUCAUCGGGUUAUUGUUGAUUGCUUGUCUUUCGUUUGCUCUCCGGUUUCUUUACUCAAAUUGGUCUCAGGAAUCCUCCAAGUAUUAUGUUGUCCUUGACUGUGGCAGCACUGGAACCCGUGUUUACGUUUAUCAGGCAUCUGUUAAUCACGAUAGAAACUACAAUCUUCCGAUUUUGUUGAAAUCUCUGCCUGAAGAUUUCCAGGUCAAAUCUGGUGCCCAGAGCGGUCGAGCUUACUCCCGAAUGGAGACUGAACCUGGAUUUGACAAAUUGGUGCGUAAUAUCUCCGGGUUGAGAAUAGCGAUCGACCCUCUCGUUCAAUGGGCGCAGAAACAAAUUCCGAGUGAGUCGCAUAAGACUACAUCCCUCUUUCUUUAUGCUACGGCCGGAGUUCGCAGGUUGCCGAGUUCAGAAUCUGAAUGGCUUCUCAAAAAUGCUUACACAAUUUUGAUGAAUUCGCCGUUUCUAUGUAAAAAAGAGUGGAUCAAAAUCAUAAGCGGCAUGGAGGAAGCUUAUUAUGGAUGGAUCGCGUUAAAUUAUCAUAACGGAGUCUUGGGAUCCCUUCCUAAACGCGAAACCUACGGUGCACUUGAUUUGGGUGGCUCGUCGCUGCAGGUAACUUUCGAAGGUAAGCAAAGUGGUCACGACGAAACGAGUUUGAAGCUGAGCAUUGGCCCCGUUAAUCAUCAUCUAAGUGCUUAUUCGUUGGAGGGUUACGGGCUCAAUGACGCAUUCGAUAAAUCCGUCGCUCAUCUCCUCAGGAGACUUCCCGGUAUCAGUAACGCCGAUCUUGCUGGUAAAGAAGUUGAAAUUAAUCAUCCUUGUUUGCAUUCUGGAUACAAGGCGCGAUACACUUGUUCGCAAUGCUCGUCGAUUAAGCUAGAGGAUGGAAGUUCUCCUGUCGGAGUCAAAGAAUCGGGGAAAGGAGGAAAGGUCGGAGUUCCGCUACAGCUUGUCGGAUCUCCAGACUGGGAACAAUGUCGCGGGCUUGCGAAAUCUUCCGUUAAUUUGUCUGAAUGGUCGGAUCGUAGCCGUGGAAUCGAUUGCAAGCUCCAUCCGUGCGCACUUCCCGAAAACGUACCCCGUCCGACCGGCCAGUUCUUUGCAAUGUCGGGAUUUUACGUUGUGUACCGAUUCUUUAACCUAACUCCCGCCGCAUCUCUCGACGAAGUACUCGAGAAGGGCCGUGGAUUUUGUAAAAUGGAGUGGGACGCCGCGAGAAAAAGCGUUGCCCCUCAGCCGUUUAUCGAGCAGUAUUGCUUCAGGGCGCCGUACGUCGUGAUUCUUUUGAGGGAAGGGCUGCACAUUCAGGAUAACCAAGUGAGUAUUGGUUCCGGAAGCAUCACAUGGACUCUCGGGGUUGCGCUGUUCGAAGCUGGAAAAGUUUAUCCAUACAUGGCGCGGUUUCGAAGCUACAAUGUGUUCCGGGUUAGGAUCAAUCUGUUUGUUCUUGUUGCCAUUUUGUUUGCCUCGCUGUUCGUCCUGCUUUGCGCGUUGUCCUGCGUUGGCAAGGGCGGGCUUCCGAAAUUCUUGCGCAGAUCGUAUCUCCCAGCUUUCCGGCACAGCAGUGCGGCCUCCGGGCCAGGCCUCAAUCUCCCGGCGCCUUUCCGGUUUCAGCGAUGGAGCCCGAUCAGUACAGGGGAUGGAAGGGCUAAGAUGCCGCUGAGCCCGACGGUGGCGAGCGGCCGGCCGAGCCCAUUUGAUUCCGGGCCGGGCUUUGGCGGCGGUGGCGGAAUCCAGUUCUCCGACUCGUCGCUGUACUCGUCGUCGAGCGGCGUGGCGCAUAGUUAUUCGUCAGGGAAUUUGGGGCAGUUGCAGUUUGAUAACAGCAGCCUUGCGUCGUUCUGGGCCCCGAACAGAACCCAAAUGCGGCUUCAGAGCAGGCGGUCGCAGUCCCGGGAGGAUCUCAAUUCUACGCUCGCCGAGGCGCACCUGGCAAAGAUUUGACGGGAAAAUUGAACAGGGAGCUACGAUUAUGUUAUGAGGUGAAGAGGAUAAACAUAUGGUGAACGGCGAAAGUGUGUACCGGUCAUGAGAUGUGUAUCUGAUAUCGUGGAAGAAAAGAUUAUAUGAUUGUUCUUCGCCAAUGCGAUACGAAAUGAAAAGAGUCGAUGCCGUCGUCGUUGUCGAAGGCCUUGGUGAAUAUGGAAGAAGUGAUUUCCCAGCAGAGUUGAAGAGCCUGUGAAGGUUUUUGAAGAGUAACUGCAGCAGCCAUAGCCAUUUCUGGGAUGCAUUGCUUGUUAUAAUGUACAGUUGAUGGAGAGGAUAUUAUUAUUAUUAUUACUGUUAUUACAUGACUUCUUCUAGAUUCAUUUUUCGGGGAGAUUUUUGGGGAAAUAUUGGUAAGUUUUAGAGUUAGAGUUAGAGUUAGUGUAGAGCUAAUAAAAUGAUCAUACCAUAUGAGAGGGAGAGACCUUUUUUCACUUUGUAGUUUUCCACUUCCCCAAAAUGAACGGAUUUCUGUCUUAUCUGUGUUCUAGUCAUUAAUUUACUCUUGAUUUUGUUCGUUUACUUA